AUAUAAUGCACAAGGAUUUAUUUCUGCUCUAAGGUCUCUUUAAUUAGUAGUCUUUGGCAGGCAAAGUGGAUUACAUUUUCUGAGCCUUUCACAGAGACACACAGAGCGAUGAUUGGCUAACACACACACUAAGUCCUGCUGCUUGCAAACUGUGUUUUUCUGUCUGCAUACUGGCCAUGCCUGGAUGUUUGGUGGAUGAAGUACAUUCUUAUUAUGGUUUUUACAUGACUUUUUUUACAUCUGUAUUUUGAAAAACAAACAUGGGAAACAGUUCUGGGUCGACUGUACAGGACCUGCAGGCUUGUGAGAGUCAUCAGUGGUACAGAAAAUUCAUGACUGAGUGCCCAUCUGGACUUCUUACCUUUUAUGAAUUUAAACGAUUCUUUGGCCUGAGGAAUCUGUCUGAAACGUCAGACGCCUACGUUAGGACUAUGUUUACAACGUUUGACAUGAAUGAUGAUGGCUACAUUGACUUCAUGGAAUAUGUUGCCGCUCUGAGCCUGGUGUUAAAAGCAGGAGUGCAGCAGAAGCUCCGUUGGUACUUUAAACUCUAUGACAUAGACAGGAGUGGCUGCAUAGAUCGUGAGGAGCUGCUUCUGAUAAUUAAGUCCAUCCGUGCAAUCAAUGGAAUCCCCUCGGAGAUGUCAGCUGAGGACUUUGCCAACAUGGUGUUUGACAAGAUUGACAUCAACGGAGAUGGUGAACUGUCCUAUGAAGAGUUCAUGGAGGGCGUUCAGAAAGAUGAAAUGCUGCUGAAGACAUUAACAGAGAGUCUGGACCUCACACACAUUGUCAACAAAAUUCAAGGAGAGGUUAAGGCCAAUGUCUAAUGUUUCAUGAAACAUUUUUGUAUUAUUGUGCUGAAGCUGAGGGUGAAGACGUGGGUUCAGGACAACCCACACUCAUCAUCAUUAAGAUAAAUGCAUGUGGACCAGUCUCAGGUUCACUGUCAAAGUACAGCACAGGUAUACUAGUUUGGCUUGUCCUCACAUUUUCAGGGACCAGCUAAGACUUUGCAUUUAUAUCAAAGCUGUAUUCAAUGAAAGGUCGCAGACUUUUCCAAUUCAAGGCAGGCACGCUGCCUCACAGCUUCUAAUGCAACCGCAAACCGUGUACGUACGUGACAGUAAUUCACAGGGAAAACCAAAUGUCUUCUUGUCAUUGGUCAGCUUCAGGCUCCGAAAUCAACCAAAACAAAUUCAACAGGUCUGCAUUAUACAGACAAGAUAAGAACUUAUAUUGUCCAAGUGUCUCAAUGUUCAGGUGUAUCCUCUGUUGGACUCCAGCUGAAUGAAACACUGCAUGAUUUUAUCCAAUGUACAUUAUGUGCCAUAAUUGUUUUAGUUAUUUUAAUCAUUGCAUGGUGUUUGACAUUGUAUAUACACACUGAAGUUUACGGGUUUAGGUAAAAACCUACCUGUAGAAUCCAAAGACGUCUUAACUUCCUUCAUUGUAGUGUUUUAUGUAGUGAACAGUUAGGACCCCUGAGAUUUUCCUUCUUCUGAGCCACUACAGAUGUAAGUAUUUUUGUAAAAUCUUUACAGCAAAGGUCUUUUGUUCACUGAAUGAACUGGAUGCAAAGAUGUACCUGCACUGAGGUAGAUUAAAAU
Molecule: messenger RNA, 1610 nt
Organism: Scatophagus argus
Lineage: Eukaryota; Metazoa; Chordata; Actinopteri; Scatophagidae
Gene: guca1ab.2
Product: guanylyl cyclase-activating protein 1
Exons: 4
Coding region: 261-830 (189 amino acids)
Biological process (GO): positive regulation of guanylate cyclase activity; visual perception
Cellular component (GO): cone photoreceptor outer segment; photoreceptor inner segment
Molecular function (GO): calcium ion binding; calcium sensitive guanylate cyclase activator activity
Source: RefSeq, a predicted model, not a curated record